Molecule: messenger RNA, 1986 nt
Organism: Calliphora vicina (urban bluebottle blowfly)
Lineage: Eukaryota; Metazoa; Arthropoda; Insecta; Diptera; Calliphoridae
Gene: mEFTu1
Product: mitochondrial translation elongation factor Tu 1
Exons: 2
Coding region: 180-1643 (487 amino acids)
Biological process (GO): mitochondrial translational elongation
Cellular component (GO): mitochondrion
Molecular function (GO): GTP binding; translation elongation factor activity; GTPase activity
Source: RefSeq, a predicted model, not a curated record
UCAUAUGGGGGGAUAUUUAUAAUUUGACAGUUUUCUUUGCACAUUUUGAGGGUUAGUUUUACGCAAUUGCCUGCUUUCUUUGUGAAUCGUCUAAGAAAAUUAUAAAAUUUUCUGGAAAAUAUCUAGAUUAUUUAAUAUUGUUCUGUUUUAAUUCACAAGUAAAACUAUAGUCCGGCAUCAUGUCUGCAUUGUGUGCUGUACGUCAAGCUAGCGGUGUGACCUCUUCCGUGUUGGGAAGAUGUUCUUCGGUACGAAGAGCUCUUAGCACAGCUCGUUUAGUGCGUUUGACACAAGGAACACCAGCUGCCCUAAUGCAAUUGCAACGCUUUACUCCUAUGACUGCCACCACCCAAGGAUUCCAACAAUUUGUUCGUGAAUAUGCCAACGAGAAGAAGGUGUUUGAGCGUACAAAGCCUCACUGCAAUGUUGGUACAAUUGGUCAUGUAGAUCACGGAAAAACCACAUUAACAGCUGCCAUUACCAAAGUAUUGGCUGACAAACAAUUGGCCGAAAGUAAGAAAUAUAAUGAAAUCGAUAAUGCCCCCGAAGAGAAGGCUCGUGGUAUCACCAUUAAUGUGGCUCACGUUGAAUAUCAGACAGAGAACCGCCAUUAUGGCCACACUGACUGUCCCGGUCAUGCUGAUUACAUUAAAAACAUGAUUACUGGUACCGCCCAAAUGGACGGCGCCAUUUUGGUUGUCGCCGCUACAGACGGUGCUAUGCCCCAGACCAGAGAACAUUUAUUAUUGGCCAAACAAAUUGGUAUCAAUCACAUUGUUGUUUUCAUCAAUAAAGUGGAUGCUGCUGAUCAAGAAAUGGUCGACUUAGUCGAAAUGGAAAUCCGCGAGUUAUUGUCUGAAAUGGGUUAUGACGGUGACAAUAUUCCCGUGAUUAAAGGUUCAGCAUUGUGUGCUUUAGAAGACAAAAAACCUGAGAUUGGCUCCGAAGCCAUAUUGAAAUUAUUGCACGAAGUUGACAACUUCAUUCCCACACCUGCUCGUGAAUUGGACAAACCCUUCUUGUUGCCCGUGGAAAAUGUGUAUUCUAUUCCCGGACGUGGUACUGUGGUGACUGGCCGUUUGGAGAGAGGUGUCGUCAAGAAGGGCAUGGAAUGUGAAUUUGUGGGCUACAACAAAGUAUUGAAAUCAACAGUAACCGGUGUUGAAAUGUUCCAUCAAAUAUUGGACGAAGCUCAGGCCGGUGAUCAAUUGGGAGCACUAGUUAGAGGUGUUAAACGUGAUGAUAUCAAACGUGGUAUGGUCAUGUGCAAACCCGGCAGCGUAAAAGCUCUCGAUCAAUUGGAAGCUCAAGUAUAUAUCCUUGCUAAAGAAGAAGGUGGUCGUACCAAACCCUUCAUGUCUUUCAUUCAAUUGCAAAUGUUCUCACGUACCUGGGAUUGUGCUGUGCAAGUACAAAUUCCCGACAAAGAAAUGGUUAUGCCCGGUGAAGACACAAAACUGAUUCUUCGUUUGAUACGUCCCAUGGUCUUAGAACAGGGACAGCGUUUCACAUUGCGUGAUGGUAAUCUUACUUUGGGAACUGGUGUAGUUACCAAAGUAUUACCUCCCUUGUCCGAAAACGAACGUUCUUCAUUGACAGAAGGCAAAAAGGCACGUGAGAAGAAAGAGGUUGCUAAAAAGUAAAGCUAGUAAUAAAUAAAAUUUAUUCAUAAUGUAAGAAUUUACACAUUACUUUUCCUUUAAUUUCUAAAAUUUGGUAAAACGAAAUUGAUUGUUGUUUAGUGUGUUAUCUGAUACCAAUAUUCCAAUUGGCAGUUGUUAAAUUUUCGUUUUAAAAGCAUUUGUGGUAUAUUACUUCGAUGGUUGCCAGAAGCGUUGGCCUUAAUUUUUCUGGGGCUCUAAACAAUAGUAUCGUUUUUUAUUUCUAUAUUAAGUAAUAAUUCAAUUAUUUUUUUGCUUUGUAAAAUCAUUUUACUAAAAUGAAAAUUUAAUAAAAAUUAAAUAAAAAAAAUUAAACAAACUAAAA